This is a messenger RNA of Anas platyrhynchos (mallard), 8098 nucleotides long. It is a transcript of the gene DENND5B, whose product is annotated as DENN domain containing 5B. Gene Ontology annotation, molecular function: small GTPase binding; guanyl-nucleotide exchange factor activity. The record is from RefSeq and is a predicted model, not a curated record. NCBI's taxonomy places the organism in Eukaryota, Metazoa, Chordata, Aves, Anseriformes, Anatidae.
CAGCUGACGGCGGGGCCGGGGCCGCUCGGUGCCCGCCCGCCGCGGCCUGCGAGCCGCCGGGGACGGGGAUUUGGGGACGGGGACGGGGACGGGGGGGGCUCCGUGAGCGCUGCGGCACCCACACGGAGCCGCCACCCCCGCUGGGAUGAGCGGGAGCGGCGCCCCCGGGCCCGGCGCGGCUCCCUGCCGCUUCGCCCACUACUUCGUGCUCUGCGGCAUCGACGCGGAGAGCGGGCUGGAGCCCGACGAGCUGGCAGUCUUGUACAAAUGGCUAGAAGCAGAUCUCCAUGGCAAGAGCUCAGAUACUGCAAACAAAGCCUCAGGAGAGAAUUUUGACCAGAGUCCCUUAAGAAGAACCUUCAAGUCCAAGGUUUUGGCCCAUUAUCCUCAGAACAUUGAGUGGAACCCCUUUGACCAGGAUGCAGUCAACAUGCUGUGUAUGCCCAAAGGGCUGUCUUUCAGGACGCAGGCCGAUAACAGAGAUCCGCAGCUGCAUUCGUUCAUAAUCACCAGAGAAGAUGGCUCUCGUACGUAUGGGUUUGUGCUCACGUUCUACGAGGAGGUCACAAGCAAGCAGAUCUGCACAGCCAUGCAGACGCUGUACCAGAUGCACAACGCGGAGCAAUACAGCAGCGUCUGCGCCUCGUCCUCCUGCAGCAUGGACUCCCUGGCCAGCAGCAUCGACGAGGGUGACGCCACUUCCCUCGCCAAGCUCCAGCGGUACAACUCCUACGACAUCAGCAGGGACACGCUGUACGUCUCCAAAUGCAUAUGCCUCAUCACCCCUCUGCCCUUCAUGCAAGCCUGCAAGAAGUUCCUGGUCCAGCUCUACAAGGCGGUCACCUCCCAGCAGCCGCCGCCACUGCCCCUGGAGAGCUACAUCCACAACAUCCUGUAUGAGGUGCCCCUGCCUCCCCCGGGCAGGUCGUUGAAGUUUUAUGGGGUUUACGAGCCCAUCAUUUGCCAGCGACCUGGGCCCAACGAGCUGCCGCUCUCUGACUACCCGCUGCGGGAGGUCUUCGAGCUGCUGGGUCUGGAGAACCUGGUGCAGGUUUUCACCUGUGUGCUGCUGGAGAUGCAGAUCCUCCUGUACUCGCAAGAUUACCAGCGCCUGAUGACGGUGGCAGAGGGGAUCACGACGCUGCUGUUCCCAUUUCAGUGGCAGCACGUGUAUGUCCCCAUCCUUCCUGCCUCCCUUCUGCAUUUUCUGGACGCUCCUGUUCCCUACCUGAUGGGGCUGCAGUCCAAGGAGGGAACCGACCGCUCCAAGCUGGAGCUGCCUCAGGAGGCAAAUUUGUGCUUUGUGGACAUCGACAACCAUUUCAUUGAACUGCCAGAGGAAUUUCCCCAGUUCCCCAACAAACUGGAGUUCAUCCAGGAGAUCUCCGAGGUCCUCCUGCAGUUUGGGAUCCCACCGGAGGGUAAUCUGCACUGCAGCGACAGCGCCACCAAACUCAAGAACCUGGUGCUUAGUGACUUGGUGAAUGACAAAAAGAAUGGGAACAUCCCUGGCAAUGCCCUCAAUAUGUACGAGCUACUGAAAGGCAACGAAACCAUUGCCCGCCUGCAAGCUCUCGCCAAGAGAACAGGCGUGACGAUGGAGAAGAUGACCAUCACAGCUCCCCUGGUGGAAAAAGAGAAGGAUGUGAAAUUGCAGUGUGAAGAGGUGGAGCUGAGGGACUACAAACUGAACGUGCAGCUCCGGGAGGUGUUUGCCAACCGCUUCACACAAAUGUUUGCAGACUAUGAGGCGUUCGUCAUUCAGGCUGCCCCUGAUCUGGAAUCGUGGCUGACCAACAGGGAACAAAUGCAGAACUUCGACAAAGCUUCCUUCCUCUCGGACCAACCUGAGCCUUACCUCCCAUUCCUGUCGCACUUCAUCGAAACACAGAUGUUUGCAACCUUCAUAGACAACAAGAUAAUCUCCCAGUGGGAAGAGAAGGACCCUUUCCUGCGAGUUUUUGACUCCCGAAUUGAGAAAAUAAGGCUGUAUAACGUAAGGGCCCCUGCACUGCGGACAUCCAACUAUCAGAAAUGCAGCACUCUGAAGGAAGCAGGUCGCCUGUCUAUUCAACGUCUAGUUUUGGUAGAUAUUGUGGCACCGGAACCUCAUUUUCUGUGUCUUGAAAAGCAGCAAACUGAUACCCAGUCCAUCGAGCAGCGGCUGAUGAAGAUCGAUCACACAGCCAUCCACCCACAUUUACUUGAUAUGAAGAUUGGUCAAGGGAAAUACGAACAAGGAUUUUUCCCAAAAUUGCAAUCAGACGUCUUAGCAACAGGACCUACCAACAACAACCGUUGGGCCAGUCGCAGUGCCACCACGCAGCGGAGGAAAGACCGCCUCCGGCAGCACUCGGAGCACAUCGGGCUGGACAAUGAUCUGAGGGAGCCCUCGGAGGAGCUUUUGCUUCGCCAGAACUCAAUGGCCUUCUGGGAGUGGGACCAGGGGCCACCCCCUCCUGCACGGCCUCCUAAAAAAUCCUUCUCUGAAUGCUGCCUGAAAUAUAUGCAGGAGGCAAGGAGUCUAGGAAAAAAUUUAAGGCAGCCCAAACUCUCGGACCUCUCUCCAGCUGUGAUUGCACAGACCAACAGUAAAUUUGUGGAAGGAUUGCUGAAGGAAUGUCGCAUGAAGACUAAACGUAUGUUGGUAGAGAAGAUGGGCCAUGAAGCAGUCGAGUUGGGACAUGGAGAAGCCAACAUAACUGGUCUGGAGGAAAAUACAUUGAUUGCUAGUCUCUGUGAUCUGCUGGAAAGAAUCUGGAGUCACGGUCUGCAGGUCAAGCAGGGGAAAUCUGCUUUGUGGUCCCAUUUACUUCAGUACCAGGAGAGAGAAGAGAAGCAAGAGCACAGUGCAGAGUCCCCAGUUGCUGUUGGACCAGAAAGACGGAAGUCUGAUACAGGAAUUACUUUGCCUACUUUGAGGGUUUCCCUGAUACAAGAUAUGAGGCAUGUUCAGAACAUGAGUGAGAUAAAGACAGAUGUGGGGCGAGCCCGAGCCUGGAUAAGGCUUUCUCUGGAGAAGAAGCUUUUGUCUCAGCACCUGAAGCAGCUGCUUUCUAACCAGCCACUUGCCAAGAAACUUUACAAGCGUUAUGCUUUCCUGCGCUGUGAGGAAGAACGGGAGCAGUUUCUGUACCACCUUCUCUCACUGAAUGCUGUGGAUUACUUCUGCUUCACAAGUGUCUUCACCACAAUCGUGAUCCCGUAUAGGUCAGUGAUAAUCCCCAUCAAAAAACUGAGCAAUGCAAUAACCACAUCAAACCCGUGGAUCUGUGUUUCGGGAGAGCUGGGAGACACAGGCGUAAUGCAGAUUCCUAAAAACCUCCUAGAAAUGACAUUUGAGUGCCAGAAUUUAGGAAAGCUGACAACUGUUCAGAUUGGUCAUGACAACUCAGGGCUGCUAGCCAAGUGGCUGGUUGAUUGUGUCAUGGUCAGAAAUGAAAUAACAGGACACACAUACAAGUUUCCCUGCGGGCGAUGGCUGGGAAAGGGCGUUGACGACGGCAGCUUGGAGCGAAUACUUAUUGGAGAGCUGGUGUCCUCCACGUCCGACGAAGAGCUGGGAAAGCAGUGCCGUACCCCACCCCAGCAGAAGUCUCCUACCACAGCUCGGCGGCUGAGCAUCACUUCUCUCACAGGAAAGAACACCAAGCCUAAUGCAGGGCAGAUCCAAGAGGGAAUUGGAGAAGCCGUGAACAAUAUCGUGAAACAUUUUCACAAGCCAGAGAAAGAGAGAGGGAGCCUUACCAUUCUGUUGUGUGGGGAGAACGGUCUGGUCGCGGCUCUGGAGCAGGUCUUCCACCAUGGGUUCAAAUCCGCUCGCAUUUUUCAUAAGAAUGUCUUCAUCUGGGAUUUCAUAGAGAAAGCCGUUGCCUAUUUUGAAACCAGUGACCAGAUUGGAGACAACGAGGAGGCCCUUUUGCUUCAGAGAUCUUCAUGCAAAACCUUCUGCCAUUAUGUGAAUGCCAUCAAUACAGCUCCAAGGAACAUUGGAAAGGAUGGCAAAUUCCAAAUUCUGGUUUGCCUGGGGACAAGGGACCACUUGCUGCCUCAGUGGAUCCCCUUACUGGCAGAGUGCCCGCCCAUCACGAGGAUGUACGAGGAGAACGCUCUCCUACGGGACCGCAUGACUGUCAACUCCCUUAUCCGAGUCCUACAGACAUUGCAAGAUUUCAACAUCGUCCUAGAAGGAUCUCUCAUUAAAGGAGUGGAUGUUUAGCAUGGCUUUGCUGAGAACUUCAUUAUUCCUUUCCCGAGCAAGCAAACCACAAUUGGAGACCUGUCAGGACUUGAACGCGGCGGCAGCGCACCACUACAAGGAAGAGCUGCCGGGAGAAGCGGGAGUGGGAAGCCCGGUUUGUGCCCCACUGGGACUGUCUUCUAAAGCUGCAGAGAGCUCAGAUGCAGUAUUGUAGUUUAUUUGAAACAGAAAUUUAGUAUAAAAUAGAGUAUUUUCAUGUGUCUAGAUGUGUGUAAAUAUGCUAUCUUCUUUAAGAAAUUAUAUUACUCUAAGAAAAUUUUCUUAGACUGAAUGUUCUUGUUCUGACUGUGAGUAGCUGAAACCCAGGGGAAGGGCUGGGGGAGGGAAGGACCGAGGUGGGAAGGGACACCGCUACUUGCUUGCAAGGAAGAAGCCAAUCAACGUGUAAAUACAGCGCAAACUCAGCAGGGCUUUUUUCAGGUAUUGCAAACGAAUACAGCAAAUAUCCUUAUGUAGCCAUCGUGAUCGUCUCACUCUUGGAAAUGUUGUACGUGUACGCUGUUUACCCUCCUGUACGUGGUCUCCCUUUGUUUUUUGUUUGUUCAGAGCCCCAGCCCUUUCCAUGCACAGAAGUUGUGUCGUCUAUUUUUUUCUUUUUUUUUUUUUCUUUUUUUUUCCAUGAGGUCUUUUGUGUCACUUCUGUUGACCUCCAGAAGGGGAGACAGGAGCUGAAAUGCUUAAACACUGGAGAGGUGGGCUGCUGAGCCCCGGAGCCUGGGACCUGUUUGAGUGCUGCUGCUGUGGCCGGAGAUGGGGAACGAUGGCUUGCUUGGUUUGCUCACUGUGUCCCUCGCCUGUCUAUAGUAGUUUGGUGGUUCCCCUCACCCCCUGCCUGUUUGUGUUGUGGAUUGCUUAUUACUUCCCUCCUGCCCCCUAUCGUUUUGAGGAAUUUGGCUUGUACCAAAUUCUUGCUGUACUUGAGAAGAAUCAUUGCUGUAGAGCCACAAACACCGACGUUGCUGUGCUACUGAACUAUCUCAGCUGGUCUUGAAGUGCUGUCAGGUCACUAGUCUUCCUUUAUCCCCCAGAAUGAGCAUUCCGAGAAGUACAGGAUCUCUGAGUUUUACUUUUCUUUUUAACUAUCCAGGUACAAAAAAGGGAAUGAAGCAAAAGGAGAAAAAAGCUGGUAUUUUGAGGAUCCUCCUACAUUCUUUCCAGUUAACGCGUUAGUAAUACAGACUGUGUGUAUAGCUAUGGGUCUUGAGGAACUGGGAGCAACUGAAAUCCUCUGUGCUCAAAAUUUAACAAGAUUACAUUAAAACUGUCAUGUGGCUACCAUGCAGCUAAUACAGAGGGCAUUUUCCUUUCUCGUAGAUGGGAGUUGUAAGUGUCUGAGGGCAUAGUAAACUUCAUCUGUUUUUAGUUCUUGCAGGCUACUUUAAAUACAGGUGUCUGCUCUAACAUGUUCGUUCCCUUUGAUCUCGGCCGUUUCGUCAGUGGAUUUCUGUGGCUGUCUCACAGCGAGAGCCCUCAGCUGUGGCUUGGGAAGGGCCCCGCCUGGCACUGCGAGUGCACAGCACCCCGUGUGUCAGGAGAGGCUGCAGAAUGACGGGCUGUGGCGUGCCAGGUCUCGGCAUGGUGUGCACGUGGUGGAGGAGUGAGGGUGGAGAGAGGGAAAAGGAAAAGGAAAGAGAAUGAAAAUCAGGUUGGCUGUCUCGCCUGACCCCUGUCAAACUUCUCUGCUUUCCUGUGGUCCUUCUGCUGUCCAGUUCUUGGAGCAGCGCUCAUUUUGAUGUUGAAGUUUUACAUCAUAUUCCUGGCCAGAAGAAAACCCUUCGUGUGACUCCAUUUCAGUGGAAGGGAGAGUGUUAUGUUAUAGAAGGGUGAGGGUAGCUUUUUGUUUGUUUGUUUUGUGGGUAUUUUAUUUUAUUUUAUUUUAUUUUAUUUUAUUUUAUUUUAUUUUAUUUUAUUUUAUUUUAUUUUAUUUUAUCUUGAAGACGUUAAAGAAGUCAGGGAGUUGUUGACUUUAAUGGGAGUUUCAGCUUUUAAUAACUGUUCCUCCCUCCUGUGCUUGUACUUCCUUAAACUGACUAAACUCAUCCCAAAUACUGUAGGCAGCGUUGCUGUGACACUUCUGUGGGUGGUGAGUAACUAACAUUAGGGCUGUGAAUGGUGUCAUGAGUUAAUACCCAGAGCCCACGGCUGUGUGACAUCUCUCUUACGUUUCCAGAAUGGUGAAAUUUGGGGUGUUGAGGUUUUCUGAGUGGCCAGACGAGCCUGCUUGAAGUCUGCAGAAGAUGCAUGAUAACCCUUAAGCAGCAAUUGAAAAUGUUUCCCUGCUAUUUAACUCUAUCAACAAAUUAUACAUUUAGCACCAGAAGCCAUGUGGCAGCAUUGUUUGGUAAUGACUGCUUGGGCGAUGUUUUGAUUUCUAUUACAACUCAGGCAUUUUAUGUCUAAUAAUUGCUGUACAUAAUUUUUUCACGCCCAGCCUAAGUGGCUUUCAUUUUGCUGAAAUAACAGCCUCUUUAGUCCCUGGAUUUCGUUGCAGCAGCAUCUGCGUUCUUUAGCUGGGUACUUCUGCAAGUUUACUGCUGCACGGUUCGCAAAGCAGUAUUCAUGACUUCAGCAGUCACAGCAUUCACCCAACACGGCACGGGUUAAGUGCGAGCAGGAUAAAGUAGAAACAUGGGCACCUCUAAAGGUCAUCCAUGGAUGAAUAAACCAUGCACGCUGAUGAGGGCAAUAAGUACACGAAGUCUUUCUUAAGUUAAAAUGAGUCAAAACCUGAGAAAAUUGAAAAUUCAAAACAGGGACUUCCCCUAUUUCAAACUACAUUAAGGAGCGUUUAGCACUUACCUUGGACACGAUUUCACAUCAGCUUUUUUAGCAAGUGUUGACUUGUUUGUUUUUUGUCGGGUUUCGCAUCAGAUUAAUAAUAAUAUGAUAAAAAUGAUGUAUGUCUAAUAUUUCUGUGUAGGCAAUAAAGCACCCCAAGAUACAUCUAAAGGGGCACAGCCGAUGCCUCUGGUUCCUAGAAGACUAGUUAUUUGACAACCUUGGGAGUACGGAUCUUUAUAGUGAAUUUUUAUUCUUUCAUGUAAGAUUUUUUUUUCUUUUUCUGUAGACUACUUUUGUUUAUUGGAAACUGUGAGGCUUUUUCUGUAAGGUUUACAGAAGUCAUUCUGCCCACUCGAAUGGUGAGAAAGCCAUCUAAGCUAACACAGUUUAUACUUCAGUGUUAAAGCACCUUCAUUGGUUGAGAAAGGGAAUCUGGGGAAAGACCAAAGCUCCCUGGCAUCUGCUCUUAAAAAAAAACUAUAGCCUACAAUCCUACUCAGUACCUGUUUGCAAAUGUCAGAGUUUGCCUCGUUCUGUUCCACGAACAUCCAGCACGGUGACUGGAAGGAGUCAGAGAACCCAACGCCUCGCUGUGUACAAAACCUGUAUUUACAAUUCUCGGAAGCGAAUGCGAUUCUGUUUAGUGCAAAAUCUACUCACGUUUAUUCUGGGUUGGCAUGUGUAAUUAGAUAUCAUUGUUCAAAAUUGUCUUUAUAGAAUAGUUGUGUGAAGGUGUAGCUGAGAAAAUUCCUUCUUUCAAUCAAAUGAAGGUGCGCAUCUUCUGGGGAAGUAUUUUGUGUUUCACUUGAAAUGUACAAAUGUGCCCUGUAUAGCUUCAAAUGACCCUUAAAUGUCUCCAUUAAGUAUAUUUUGUCUUUACAUUAUUACUAACUGAAUAAGAACUGGAUUAUUUUCAAGACGACAUUAGUAAAAGUAUUGUUCUAUCAAGCACUUUAACAUACAUAUCACGAACUGACAUGGGUUUUUCAGGUUUUGAAGUACAUUGAAAUACAGCUUUUCAUGCUAUGUCCUUUACAAAUAAAACUGUGAGAAUAA